AUGACUAUCAUUCAACAGCUCCAACACAACAAAAAGAGUUUGAGGAGAGUGGUGGUCGUGGAGGACAUAAAACGGUGGAAGUCUGUGCUCGAGCUGCCGGGGCAGCCCAAGGAGAACCUGCUGGAAGCCCUGGAGGAGCUGAAGAAGAAGAUCCCGUCCAAGGAGGUGCUGCUUUCUACAAAAAUAGGCCACACAGUGAAUAAGAUGCGCAAACAUCCAGACCAGGAUGUGGCCAGCCUUGCAAAGGGAGUUUACACGGAGUGGCGAACUUUCAUCAAAGACCAUUCAAACAAACCCUCCAUAGAAGUCAGGAGUGAUCCCAAGACUGAGGCUUUCAGGAAGAACGCGCGGAAGUUGCUUUGCAAAGCCCUGGAUCUAGAGAUUGAUCACCCGCUGGCUGAAAAUAUCGAGCGGGAAGCUUUUCAUCUCUGCUCCCGGCUCAUCAGCGCUCCGUAUCGCAGGACCGUGCGGGCUCUCGUCUUCUCGUUAACGCACAAGCCCGAAACGCGGGUGCACGUCAAGACGGGCGCGCUCCCUGUCCCUGCGUUUGUACAGAGCCAUAAAAAGUGA
Molecule: messenger RNA, 570 nt
Organism: Tinamus guttatus (white-throated tinamou)
Lineage: Eukaryota; Metazoa; Chordata; Aves; Tinamiformes; Tinamidae
Source: RefSeq, a predicted model, not a curated record